Molecule: messenger RNA, 534 nt
Organism: Echinops telfairi (small Madagascar hedgehog)
Lineage: Eukaryota; Metazoa; Chordata; Mammalia; Afrosoricida; Tenrecidae
Product: solute carrier family 25 member 35-like
Exons: 2
Coding region: 1-534 (177 amino acids)
Source: RefSeq, a predicted model, not a curated record
AUGGCAACCUUUAGUAUUGCAGAAGGAAACAUACCAGCCUCAUGUGGGAAUGUAAUGGUGCUCAAUCUUCAGGGCAUGUUUCAGGCGCUAACACAGAUUGGCCAAAAACAUGGUCGGGUGGGGUUGUGGCGGGGGUCCUUGGGCGGCCUGCCCAGAGUUGUCAUUGGUUCCUCUGCCCAGCUGUGCACCUUCUCCUCUACCAAGGACCUCAUCAGCCAAUGGGAGGUGUUUCCUUCCCAGAGCUGGAAGGUGGCUCUGGUUGCAGCUAUGGUGAGUGGCAUUGUGGUGGUCCUGGCCAUGACACCCUUUGACAUAGCCAGUACAAGACUCUACAACCAGCCCACAGACGGUGGGGGCAAGGGUCUCAUGUACCGAGGGAUUCUGGAUGCUCUGCUGCAGACAGCUCGAACGGAAGGCAUUUGGGGCCUGUACAAGGGCAUAGGGGCCUCCUACUUCCACCUGGGUCCCCACACCAUCCUCUCCCUCUUCUUCUGGGACCAGCUGCACUCCCUCUACUCCAAGUACACCGAAUAA